This is a messenger RNA of Aedes aegypti (yellow fever mosquito), 1517 nucleotides long. Its product is annotated as probable trafficking protein particle complex subunit 13 homolog. The transcript is spliced from 4 exons. NCBI's taxonomy places the organism in Eukaryota, Metazoa, Arthropoda, Insecta, Diptera, Culicidae. The record is from RefSeq and is a predicted model, not a curated record. The coding region runs from base 156 to 1430 and encodes 424 amino acids. Gene Ontology annotation, cellular component: TRAPPIII protein complex.
GCAUUUUGUUGACAUCUGCUUCGUUUGAAGGUUGCGAAUCCUGAAUGUUUGUUAUCACUGCAAAGUUUUUCUAAUUUUUUGUCUUGAUCAUUGUUUUGCUUAGGAAAAAAUCCAAUAAUUUAUAGUGUCUAUUAAGAAAAUCAACAACUAAAACAAUGACGGAUCCCUCGGAACACUUACUAGCUCUGAAAGUUAUGCGUCUCACUCGACCGACUUUGAUAAGCUCCCAGAUUAUAACGGCGGAGGCCAAAGAUCUGCCCCAGAACACCUUCGCCGGUAUCCUGAAAUCAUCGGCAACCACCGUGCAGGACUGUGAAACCCUGGCCGCGGGACAAUUUAUGCAGUUGCCGCAGAGCUUCGGGAACAUCUAUCUGGGGGAAACCUUCUCGAGCUAUGUUUGCGUCCACAACUGUCGGGCCCAUCCGGUUGGGAACGUUUCGGUGAAGGCGGAUUUGCAGUCCAACAACACCCGGAUCAAUUUGCCGAUCCACGUGGACAAGCAGGGCCCGGUUGUGCUGCACCCGGACGAAACCCUGGAUGACGUGAUCCAUCACGAAGUCAAGGAAAUUGGAACCCACAUUUUGGUCUGCGAAGUAUCCUACAUGACCCCAGCUGGACUGGAAUCAUCAUUCCGGAAGUUCUUCAAAUUUCAAGUGGUGAAACCCCUGGAUGUGAAAACUAAAUUCUACAACGCGGAAACCGACGAGGUUUACCUGGAAGCUCAGAUCCAGAACAUCACCGUAGGGCCCAUCUGUCUGGAAAAGGUGGAACUUGAAAGUUCGGAACAAUACACGGUGGUUUCUUUGAACAAUUUGCCUUCGGGUGAAUCAGUAUUUUCCCAACGAACCAUGCUGCAACCGAUGAACAGUUGCCAGUUUUUGUAUUGCAUCAAACCACUGCCGGCUAUUCUGAACGAUCCAAUGGCGUUGAAAGCCGCAAAUAAUAUUGGAAAGUUGGACAUCGUUUGGAGAUCUAAUUUGGGAGAACGAGGUCGAUUGCAGACAAGCCAGCUUCAGAGGAGCCCCAUCGAGUAUGGUGAUCUCCGAUUGACUGUCAUCGAAGCCAACAGCACCGUGAAGAUUGGCGAAGGAUUUGACUUCAAAUGCCGCGUGACGAACACCAGCGAACGGUCCAUGGAUCUACUGAUGAAUCUGAACACCAAUGCCAAAGUUGGGUGCGGUUACACGGGCCAGACCGAAAUAAGCCUAGGGCCACUGGAGCCGGGAAAAUACAAGGAGUUCAGCUUGACGGUGUGUCCUGUCCGCCUGGGGCUGAUUACCAUCACCAAUCUGCAGCUGACGGAUGUUUUCAUGAAACGGAAGUACGAGUUUGACGACUUUGUUCAGGUGUUCGUGGUUGACGAAGACUACCAAGAGGACGACUUUCAACUGGACAAAUAUGUUCGGUAUAGCAUUCCACAGUCUGUUUAGGACGUUCUCUUUCAUAGAUCAGUUAUAUUUAUUCAUGUUUCGAGUAGAUUAUGUAGCCAACAAUAAAUCUGUCACAAGGAAAUUCAA